AAUAAGCUAAACUCACAGAGAAUCCACAAUCCUCAGUCUUUCCUGUCAUCAAAAUCGCACCAAAUGUUCGUUUGAUCCGCCGUUUGUGCUUUCUCUCGCCGGAAAUCCGAACAAUGGGAGCUCGUUGUUCCAAGUUCUCCACCUGCUGGUUUCAGUCUCAUCUCAAGGCCUCCGUUCUUGAAUCCUCCGAUCUCGAGAAUGGGGGCAAAAAUGAGCAAGAGAAAUGGCCGAGUUUCGCUGAGUUUAGCUUGGACCAAUUGAGAGCUGCCACGUCUGCGUUCUCCUCCGAUAACGUAGUCUCGGAGCACGGUGAAAAAGCUCCUAACGUCGUUUACAAGGGGAAGCUCGACGACGACCGUUGGAUCGCCGUUAAGCGUUUCAACAAGUUCGCCUGGCCCGAUGCUCGCCAAUUCCUCGAGGAGGCGAGGGCGGUCGGGAACCUGAGGAGCGAGCGUUUGGCGAAUCUGAUUGGAUGUUGCUGUGAAGGUGACGAGAGGUUGCUCGUCGCUGAGUUUAUGCCCAAUGAGACCCUUGCAAAGCAUCUCUUCCACUGGGAGAGACAGCCCAUGAAAUGGGCAAUGAGAUUGAGGGUGGCAUUGUACUUGGCGCAAGCUCUGGAGUAUUGCAGCAGCAACGGGAGGGGGCUGUACCACGAUCUCAAUGCUUACAGGAUCUUGUUCGAUCAGGAUGCUAAUCCCAGGCUUUCUUGCUUUGGACUCAUGAAGAAUAGCAGAGAUGGAAAGAGUUAUAGUACGAACCUAGCAUUCACACCUCCAGAAUACUUGAGAACAGGUAGAGUGACAGCAGAAAGUGUAGUGUACAGUUUCGGAACCUUGCUGCUUGAUCUUAUGAGUGGCAAACAUAUUCCUCCAAGCCAUGCACUUGACUUGAUUCGUGGCAAAAAUUUCCUUAUGUUGAUGGAUUCUGCUUUGGAGGGCCAUUUCUCCAAUGAUGAUGGAACUGAGUUAGUGCGGUUAGCUACCCGCUGUUUGCAGUAUGAAGCUCGUGAGAGGCCAAAUGCAAAGUCUCUUGUCACAUCUCUAUUGUCACUUCAGAAGGAUGCAGAGGUUCCAUCAUACGUUUUGAUGGGUAUUCCACAUGAAACAACGUCUUCAACACAGCCAUUGUCAUUAACUCCCUUUGGAGAGGCUUGCUUGAGGUUGGAUCUCACAGCUAUUCAUGAAAUAUUGGAAAAGAAUGGAUACAAGGAUGAUGAAGGGAUUGCAAAUGAGCUCUCUUUUCAAAUGUGGACCAGUCAAAUGCAGGAAACCCUGAAUUCUAAGAAGCAUGGUGAUACUGCUUUCCGAGCCAAGGAUUUUUCCACUGCCAUUGAUUGCUACACACAGUUCAUUGAAGGAGGGACCAUGGUGUCACCAACUGUCUAUGCUAGACGUUGCUUGUCUUACUUGAUGACUGAUAUGCCACAAGAAGCUCUUGGGGAUGCCAUGCAGGCGCAGGUAGUCUCUCCUGAGUGGCCUACAGCUUUAUAUCUUCAAGCAGCUUGCCUAUUUAGCCUAGGAAUGGAGAAUGAUGCCCAGGAAACACUGAAAGAUGGCACCAACUUAGAAGCCAAAAGGAACAAAAAUUGAAAACAUGUAUAGGUUUUCUCCUAUUGUUUUUCCUCCUCUUGUAUUAAAUUCCCUUCUUUUUCCAUAUCAUUUGGUUUUUCUCCUUUUAAGGGUGGUUUCUGAGAAUUGCGGUAUUUUUGUUGAUAG
Rubroshorea leprosula is the source of this 1715-nucleotide messenger RNA. The record is from the annotation of a GenBank genome assembly. NCBI's taxonomy places the organism in Eukaryota, Viridiplantae, Streptophyta, Magnoliopsida, Malvales, Dipterocarpaceae.